This is a messenger RNA of Papilio polytes (common Mormon), 751 nucleotides long. RefSeq lists its product as uncharacterized. The record is from RefSeq and is a predicted model, not a curated record. Bases 293 to 751 code for a protein of 152 amino acids. NCBI's taxonomy places the organism in Eukaryota, Metazoa, Arthropoda, Insecta, Lepidoptera, Papilionidae. The transcript is spliced from 7 exons.
AGACAGCAGGGGAGGGGAUGACACUGAUAGACAGUGACAGUAAAAAUCCAUAUUAUGUAUUAUAAUACAUUUUUAUAUUUUUAAUUGUCUGUUUUAAUUUAGAUUAACAUUAUAGAUCAAAAUGCAUAUUAAAUCAUAAAGCAAUAUUUCACUGCAUCUAUAAUGAUUAUAAACUCUGAACUUCUAAUGCCGAAAUAUAGAAUACCUUUUGUUGGUCUAUAAGUAUUAAUGUUAUUUAAAAUAGUCUUGUUUAUAUUGAAUUUCCUUUAUACUGGGAACUGGGUUGAAUAAAAUGGAAGGUAGCAAUGAUUCUCUUUCAGUGCUGAGUUCGGCACUGGGCAGCUCCCCCGGUGUCCUGCUCACUCCUGGCCGGACGAGGAAUAUCGCACAAGACAUGGAAGCUCUUAGGCUUUCCAGACAAGAUAACCCUUACUUGCAGCAUGUGAUGGCAAGCAGAGAAAGUCUGAUCGACAGCCAUGCAGAAGAUUGUGGAUCUGAUGACACAAUUUUAAUGUCACAGGAAUUUGGCAGCACAGCUUUGGACUUUGUUGAGGAAGAUCCAUUGACAUUAAAAGAAGUCCAUGAGCAUAUGAUCAGGUCUCCGCCGCCCACAAGCUGCUGGCCACAUGGGGCGGAGUCGAAGGCAGCGGUGACCAACGUGUGCAUGUCGGCGCACCCGGCCGACACCGCCAACACCGCCAACACCGCCAACACCGCCUGCAACUUUUACACUAAUUUAUAUGAUUCCUAG